UCCAACACUUCCCUGCUUGUUGAGCAAAGUAACAAUUAACAGCUCCCUGAAAUCUUGCAUAAAACUGUUGGAGGCAUCUGUCAGGUAGAGAGCAGUGCUGUCAUGCGUCCUCAGCGGCUCAGUAAAAAGGCAUGUGAAACACCUCUGUUACUUUUCAGCUGGUUUUGAUCACACACACAUACAGUGCCAUCUAAUCUGAAUAAAUGAAGAAAGUGACUAUGAAAUCGCAACAUCUACCAUCUGCUAUUUCCAUCAGUGAGGACAAGUACAUUACCAGGGAUCAACUUAACUCUUUACUGAAGACAUAUAACUAUUUUUAUACUGACCAAGAAAAUCUGCAACUCUCCUAUAAUCAGCCAGAAGGCAGCAAACCAGUUAUCGAAGGAAUUCUAGCUAUUUUUUGGGGAGUACGUUGUCCCAUCUGGUUAAAAAUCCAAGAUGAGAAGCAAAUUCCCCCUUUUGUGACUCUGAAGUCGCCAGAGCGUGUGAGUUUGUUCCCUAGUAAAAGGGGGAUGAUGCGCUGGGGUGAAGUUCAUAAUCUCCAUCACAUUAGCAAAGAGACACCAAAUUCUUCAGAAGAACCCCCAAACUGUGAGGAAGGUUGCUUCUCUUACGAGAGCAGCACCCUGAAGCCAAGGAGUGUGCAGGAGCUCAACUCCCUGACCCCACACAGAACCAGAACCUUGAGUGAUGCUGCACAAGUGAGGAAAAGGGCAAAUUCCCCUACAAUAGCAAGAAAAGAUGUGGAAACGCACAGGUUCUCCAUUAAUGGGCAUUUCUACAACUACGAGACGUCAGUUUUCACUCCAGCCUUUGGAUCAGAAACUAAAAUAAGAAUAAACAGUAACAUGAAAACAGGAGAGGUAAUAGAGCAACUGCUUCAGAAAUUUAAGAUUGAAAACAGUCCACAAGAAUUUGCACUUUAUAUCAUCCAUGCAUCAGGAGAAAAGAAAAGGCUCAAGAACACAGACACUCCACUGCUGGAGAGACUUUUACAGGGUCCCUCAGAAAAGAUUGCCCAAUUUUUUCUCAUGGACAAGAAUGCAGAAGAAGUUACCAGUGAUGUUGCUCAGUACCUUAAAUUUCACGUUCCUCUUCUGGAAUCCUUUCUGCACAAACUAGAUGAAGAAGAAGAACGGGAGAUUCAACAGACAAUUGCAAAAUACGGUAGGGAGAAGGAUAUCAUCCGUCAGCACCUUGACAGUAAAACAGUAAUAAAAACGGAGACUACCGUAUAAUGUCGCAGCCUGCAGCUGAUAAAACACUUCCUCUAAGCCAAAGGAGACUUAAUUUUCUAUCCCUUAUAUCCUUGGAAAUAUUGAGAAUGUGCCAUAAUUCUGACAUCUAUAGCACAUGGGCCUGUCAAGUGGGGUAGGAGGUGUUACUGGUGACUGUGCAUCUGGGAUUGAAAAGAGACUCCACUACAAUCUGAAUGGGAAUUAAGAAGAGCUGAUAAAAAUCAUAUUGUUCUCUAGCCUGGGUACUGCACAUUGCGAACACUCAUGUAACUUGAAACUUCAGAAAGGAGAAAAGCCAAUUAAAAGGGCACAGCUUUGAAACCUGUUCACUUGCCCCCCACUAGCCAGAGCCAGAGAGAAAUAUCGUAAUCACCCAGAUGGAGUAAGAAACGUACCGAAAACUGAAAAUAAAGUCACAGGCUGUCUUUGUUUUAGAGAAAUCAUUUAGUCUGAGUCUAGGGGUGUUCGUUAAUGGAUCUAGGGCCAAAUUUACAAAGGUAUUUAGGCACAUAAGCAGCUGAAGUAGCUAAAUCCCUUUGAAAGUCGAUGGAAGUUAGGCACCUAAGUCUCUUCCCUUUGUAAAUCAGACCUUUAGUGUGUUAGUUUGAAUGAGAAGAUCUGAAAAAGACCCUUCCCCUCAUGCUUUGUAUUUAAUCAAUUGAUUAAAAAUAAGAGGUUAAUUUUUCACCUGAAACUCCUUUUUAAGUCACUGUUUAUUGAGCUCUCUCUAAACAUGAUCACAAUUGAUCAGUUUCUUCAAGACCCCACAGAGGUAUUUUCUUUUGGAUAAGAAAGUGACUACUUUCCUAUUUCCUUGUUCCUUCUUCUUUAGAGGCUGAGGUGGGCUCUGGUCAGCAGGCAAAAAUAUGUGUAGGCAGUACGAUCCCAGUGGGUAUCGCUGGGGCAGACUAGCAUAAUUUACCCAUGUCCCAGGCAUUGUGUGGCCACAGCACAGAGUCUGUAUCAGUCUCUUCCUUAAUAUCAGUCACUUGGAUCACGCAUCCCAAGCAUUUUGCUAAGGCCAAACUUGCUAAGUUGUGAAUAAAGCUCAUCUAAUUCAUAGGAAUAACUCACUGCCCUCUGUGAUCAGGCUGUGCUUGCCUUUUGUCUUGUGGUUUCUAUGUCCCAUGCUGAGCUGUCAUGUACUUAUGCAAAUUACACAGGACAAACAUUGAGGGGUUGCUGUACCAUAAUGCACAAUAGGCUGCCAUAGAACAUAGUGGAAUAAAUUACACAAACAUAAAUAACCACUUUACUCUUGCCUGAGACAUUGUAACUUGGAUGGUGCAUCAAAAAUGAAAAGCACUGGUGUUAAUGGGAAUUAUUAUUUGUUAUCAGCAACUAGUUUAUUUUAAUGCACAGCUUCUUAUAAUCCUGCCUGUGCACUUUAAUAAAAAGUGCUUAUUUUUUAGCUAAAACCAUUCUGCAGUCAAGAAUACUUAGUAUUAAAUAUCUCAAAGCUAGAACUGUCCAUUCCUUACACCAAGAAACGCAGCUGCAGUAUUUGAAAAGUUUCAUUGCCAAACCUUAAAAAACAGGAAAUAUGAGCCAAAAGGUUUAGGCUUGUAAAGAGCAGGCCACAUUUCAAUGAAGUCCAGACCAGUUUAUGGGUUUGGGUCAAACUCAAGUAAAUUAAAUGAUUAUGUGGUUUCCACCCAAAACCAAGCACAAGUUACAGUUUUAGCUGAGUUUCACAUUGAGUUUUCAGUUCACUUGACGAUGGAGUGUAACCUUUGGCGCCGGUUAGAUAGCACUACACCAUAACUUACUUAUUGUUAUAUUAAUGUAACUGGAGUACAAGCCUUUUGGCUGAUUAGAAAUUAUAUAAUUUGAUUGUUUUAAUCUUAAUACAAAAAAGUAUUUUUUGUUACUCUGGUCUCUCUCAAUGGUUUGCAAUGUAUCCAGUGCAUUAUAUGUUUGAAAAAAUUCUAAUGAGUGUUAUGUAGAAUGGCCUAUGGAAUUCAGCCUCGUAACUGGUGAGUAGUUAUUUAUGAAUACAGAGUAUGAAAAUGUUGACAUAUUAAAAUAUUAAUAACUCAAUGACCUUGCUGACAUGUAAAAGCUCAUCUAUCUACAGGCCAUAUGGAAAAUGCCUGGGAAAAAUUCAGGUCAGGUCCAGUAACACCUACAGGCACACAGUUCUUAAUGUAGCAAAGCACUUAAGCAUUGGCUUAACUUUAAGUAAGUGCUUAAAUCCGUUGGCUUUAAUUGUUUAACCAAAUCGGGCUUAAGUAGAGGGGAGUUCUGCAUUUACAUAAAAGCUGCAAAAUUGGUCCCACUGAGAGGGUAAGUGGCUAGAUUUAAGGUACUUUAAAUCUAAUAGGUCUAUUUUCAAAUAAAAUAACCCAUUCCAGUAGAUAAAUUAUGAGAGUAAAAGUUCAUCCUUACAAAGGUUAUCAUGGAGGAAAACAGGCUCAUAUCCAAUUAUUCUUAUUACAUUUAAAUUAAUGUCUCAAUUAAGGGGAAAAACUAGUCUGUCUACAUGGAUCUUGGUCACCCUCUCAUUGUGCAUAUUGUUUCAACUGUCAAAUUUAUCUUCCAUUUGGUACUUGAAGAUCAGGAGCAGAUACAACCUGGUAGCCUAUGCUUUUGUUUUUUGUCAGGGCUGUAGAAAUACAGCCCCUCAGAAUGACCCUAUCAAGUUACACUCAUGUAUAUUGGGGCAUAUGUAUCGUUUUCAGAAAUCACAGAACUUAGCUUUAAUGUGCUCUUCCUGCUUGGUAAUGAGCCUUUAAAAAAAAUAGAAGUACUUGUGGCACCUUAGAGACUAACAC
Gopherus flavomarginatus (Mexican gopher tortoise) is the source of this 4012-nucleotide messenger RNA. It is a transcript of the gene RASSF6, whose product is annotated as Ras association domain family member 6. The record is from RefSeq and is a predicted model, not a curated record. NCBI's taxonomy places the organism in Eukaryota, Metazoa, Chordata, Testudines, Testudinidae. Gene Ontology annotation, biological process: signal transduction. The transcript is spliced from 11 exons. The coding region runs from base 204 to 1238 and encodes 344 amino acids.